Molecule: messenger RNA, 3136 nt
Organism: Dendroctonus ponderosae (mountain pine beetle)
Lineage: Eukaryota; Metazoa; Arthropoda; Insecta; Coleoptera; Curculionidae
Product: serine/threonine-protein phosphatase 4 regulatory subunit 1
Exons: 16
Coding region: 194-2818 (874 amino acids)
Biological process (GO): protein dephosphorylation
Molecular function (GO): protein phosphatase regulator activity
Source: RefSeq, a predicted model, not a curated record
GGUUGGCAGCAUUGCUUAAAAAUGCAAAAACUUUGAUAAACAGUGUGUCAUUUUUUCUUUAAUCUAAGUUUUUUAACAUAAUUUCAACGUUUCGAGCUGCUUUUAAGUAAAAGUGCCCUUUAGAUUAGCCCUUACAACCACCCACGCUAGUUACGUCUAUUGGCAAAUGCUCCGCUUUCCAGACUGAGAUAAAAUGGCCGGUGCUGAUAUUUCACUAACAUACGAUGACUGUCCCGAUGAUCUAACUGACAAAGCGUUCGAACAGGGCGACUGUUCACGAUCUUCAUUCGCUGAAGAAGCCGAUGAUGAUAAUUUUUUUAAUCCACUAGAACGUAUUCAGCAGUGUCUUAACAGUACCGAUAGCAUUAUCAGACAAUGUUUGGCCAGUCUGCUGCAGAAUAUCUUCAAAAAGACACCUUCCGCCAUCCUUACCAAAGAACUUCCGGAAAUUAUGAGAAUACUCACCAAAGUUACCGAUGAUGACUUUCUUCAGGAGAAUUUCUUAGAGAAAAUUCCAAGUAUAGCAGCUGAGGCCCUAGCAAACUCCGACAGAGUAGAAGCACUUAAAGAUGUGAUUGGAGACUACUUGCUGCCAGUAGUGGUGAGGAAUCUAGGAUGGUCAGAGACAGGUAUCAAUCUCGCAGCAAAGGCGGUUUUAGUGGAAAUGAUGGAAAAAGGCUACGUGACACAAUUUCAAGCUGAAGUUAAAGUAUGCCCUGCCAUUUUAGCCCUCCAAAAUCAACUGGACGUUAACACUUCAGCUAUUACGCUUAUGAGCAAGUUUAUUCGGCUCUUAGGCAAGGACAUCGCCGAAAGGAUACUGAUGAAGAGAUUUAUAGAGCUGUGUUCAAGUCAUUUAUUUUACGUACGAAAGUUAGCUGCUUGGCAGUUUGGUCAUUACUGUGCGAUUGUGGGAUCAAAAGUAUAUGAAGAAAGUCUGUUGCCUUGUUACUUAGCAUUAUGUGAAGACGAUAUGUGGACCGUCCGAAAAGCAUGUGCUGAAGUUAUUACGUUCGUUUCGUGUGUGUGUCCAUCAGAACUUCGAAAGUCUCUGCUUGCUCCAGCUUUUGGAAAACUGUUGCGAGAUAAAUCUAAAUGGGUUCGAACCUCUGCCUGCCAAACGUUAGGAGGUUUCAUAGCCACGUUUGCCGACCCUCCAUCGACAAAAAUUGCAUACGACAUUUCAGGCGAUUUGGUUUUAAUGAAUCUAGAGGGUGACUAUUUCAUCCAACCACCCUGCAAAGAUGGUUUUUCAAACGUGGUCACGAUGGAAGAGGCAUUUAUGGCUAGCUCCACAGAAGAUGGUUACUUACAUUAUUACGAUGAUUUGGAAAAAGGCGCUUGCAAUGAAGUAACAGAUUUAGAUUCUUCAGAAUUGGGAGGAAGGCCAAAGUCAUGUGCAUAUAACAGCGGCGCAUUCGUGGAAGCACUCGUAGCAUUCAAUGACUUGAAGCUGGAUGGAUUCACCACUGAAGCUGGAUGCUCCAAAGAAAAUGGAAAUGCAAAUUCCAAAAUUGAGACUGAAACUAAAAAUGAGCUCGACGGUGACUUGCUUGCGUAUAACCAACAUAAUUAUUGGUACAUAAGUCCACCUGAACUCGAUCUCAACGAACUUGAGCUGACGACUGAUGGCGGGGAACAGGGGGAUUUGAACGAAUCUUCGGAAGAUGUUGUGAUAUGUCAUGCUCAAAAAUUACCAACUAAGAUUGAGUUAGGCAGCGAUGAAAUUGAGUUGUUGGAUGAUCGGCCCAACUCAGUGCAACCUUGCAGCGAUAAUAAGGGUGAUAAUUUAGAUAAUAUAGUUAGUGAUAACGGUAAUGUAAGUAGCUCAACAACGAAUGAAAUAAAAGGACCCACUCAAACAAUAGUUCCCCAAUACCUGAUCGACAGUUUCUUGUCUAUGGCAAAUCUUAGCGGUCGUCCACAUGGAAACGACAUGUCUGUUCACUGUGCUUACUCAAUGCCGGCCGUUAUUUCAACAUUAGGACGAGAAUAUUGGCCUCUUGUUAAAGACACUGUUCGGGCUUUGGCAUGUCACUUGUCGUAUAGGAUUCGGCGGUCAGUGGCCAGCAGUUUAUGUCCACUUGCGGUAAUUUUAGGCUCAGAAAUAGCUUCCGAAGACCUGUCCCCGCUAUUUGUAGACUUUUUAGCAGACUUGGAUGAGGUGGUACGGAUUGGUGUUUUGAACAAUCUGUUUGACUUUCUACACCUGGUCACUCCUCAAAAGCGGGAUUCAUUUGCCGGAAAACUUGGGAUUUUAACGAGAAUGAACAGUAUAUGGAAUUGGCGGUUUCUACAAACUUUUGCAGAACAACUAACGCGUUGUGUACAUUUGUUUAGUCCUGCCGAUGUCGCAAAGUGGCUUGGCUGCAUGUAUGCUCCGUCGCUGCUUUGCGAGAAGGUGGCAGAGGUUCGACUUGCUGCUAUAGUUCUCGUUUCUGAAGUUCUAAAGCGAACGAACGCGGACCUCACUCUGUCCGCCAAGCUUCUGACUUUACUGUCGAAAAAGUAUGCACAUGGAACAAAGUGGAGAAUGCGACAAACGUUUGUCUUAUUAUGUACCGAAAUUCUAAAGCGAGAAGCUCUUUCGCCUCAAGACUUUGCCUCAGCCGAAACCGGAAUGUUGUCCGAUCUAUUAGAGCUCAGUUGGGACCCUGUCGUAAACAUUCGACUAGGCGUUGCUAACUGCAUUGUUAAACAUCUCAUUACUAAUGAUUAUUUCGUGAGUAAUCAUUUGGACGCGCUGAGCGAGGUCUUGAGACGGUACGAGGCAGAUAAGGAGCGAGAUGUUCGAAUGGCUGUGGUGGAUGCCGUCUAGAUAUUAUGUACACUGUUGAAUUACAACAUUCUUUCUUUUCUAUCUCAAGUAAAUUGAAAUGCGUUUCAUUUAAUUAGAGGUGUUUUCCCCUCACCACCAAUCCUGGAUAACCGUUUAUGUUGUUUUAUACGCUAAGGCGUCUAAUUAAGCAGCAUUUCAAUGAUGUAAAUAGACGCUUUAGUGUACCUAUUUGUACGUAUUGUAAUUAUAUAAAAACGUUUUGUUAUGAAGUGAUUUUCUAAAUAUGUAUUUUAAUAAUUUUUUUGAUGAGAAUGAAUGUAUAAAUGUAAUUUGAUGAAUAAACACUCUUUUACUAAA